Molecule: messenger RNA, 1682 nt
Organism: Xiphophorus couchianus (Monterrey platyfish)
Lineage: Eukaryota; Metazoa; Chordata; Actinopteri; Cyprinodontiformes; Poeciliidae
Product: tubulin alpha chain-like
Exons: 4
Coding region: 162-1508 (448 amino acids)
Biological process (GO): microtubule-based process
Cellular component (GO): microtubule
Molecular function (GO): structural constituent of cytoskeleton; GTP binding
Source: RefSeq, a predicted model, not a curated record
CAACUUGACAGAUGGGUGUGGCAUGCAUCUGAGCAGUUCGUGGCAGCUCUUGACUUCACCCACCUGGCAGAACUUACUGACCAGGACCACGUUGAAGGCCGCUGUGAGACGCUACGAAAGCAAAGCUCAGUCUGAAAAAGUCCUCCUACUAUUUUAAAACCAUGCGUGAAUGCAUCUCUGUCCAUGUGGGCCAGGCGGGUGUACAGAUGGGGAACACCUGCUGGGAGCUCUACUGUCUGGAACAUGGCAUCCAGCCAGAUGGCCAGAUGGCAAGCAGUUCCCCCACAGGUCCUGAGGACUCCUUCACCACUUUCUUUAGUGAGACAGGUGCUGGGAAAUGUGUCCCAAGGGCAAUUUUUGUUGAUCUGGAGCCCACUGUCAUUGAUGAAGUGAGAACAGGAAAAUACCGUCAACUCUUCCAUCCUGAAAAGCUGAUCUCUGGAAAAGAAGAUGCUGCGAACAACUAUGCCAGAGGUCAUUACACUAUUGGCAAAGAGAUCAUAGAUAUUGUUUUGGACAGAACACGUAAACUGGCUGAUCGGUGCACUGGUCUGCAAGGUUUCCUCAUCUUCCACUCCUUUGGUGGUGGUACUGGCUCUGGUUUUACCUCCCUGCUAAUGGAGAGGCUGUCUGUUGAUUAUGGGAAAAAGUCAAAGCUUGAGUUUGCCAUCUACCCAGCACCCCAGGUUUCUACAGCAGUAGUGGAGCCUUACAACUCCAUUCUAACCACCCACACCACCCUGGAGCACUCCGACUGUGCUUUCAUGGUGGACAAUGAGGCCAUCUAUGAUAUCUGCCGCAGGAACCUUAAUAUUGAACAUCCCACCUAUACCAAUCUGAACCGCCUUAUCAGCCAAAUUGUGUCUUCAAUCACAGCAUCUCUCCGCUUUGACGGAGCCCUGAAUGUUGACCUGACAGAGUUCCAGACCAACUUGGUGCCUUAUCCCCGUAUCCACUUCCCUCUGGCCACUUAUGCUCCAGUGAUCUCUUCUGAGAAAGCCUACCAUGAGCAGCUGUCUGUGGCUGAGAUCACAAAUGCCUGUUUUGAACCAGAUAAUCAGAUGGUGAAGUGUGACCCACGUCGUGGUAAAUAUAUGGCCUGCUGUCUGCUCUAUCGUGGUGAUGUUGUACCCAAAGAUGUAAAUGUAGCCAUUUCUAAUAUUAAGACCAAAAGCAGCAUCCAGUUUGUGGACUGGUGUCCCACAGGUUUCAAGGUGGGGAUCAACUACCAGCCUCCAACUGUGGUUCCUGGAGGAGACCUUGCUAAGGUGCAAAGAGCUGUGUGCAUGCUAAGCAACACCACUGCCAUCGCUGAGGCCUGGGCCAGGCUUAACCACAAGUUUGAUCUCAUGUAUGCCAAAAGAGCCUUUGUCCACUGGUAUGUUGGAGAGGGAAUGGAGGAGGGAGAGUUCUCAGAGGCCAGAGAAGAUAUGGCUGCUUUGGAGAAGGAUUAUGAAGAGGUGGGCAUUGACUCAUUUGAAGAAGAGGAGGAAGGCGAUGAAUAUUAAAUAAAAAGCAAAAUAAUGUUAUUUAUUAAAGAAUGGAACCCACUCCUUGCAUAUUUUCAAAUAUUUGUUUUGUAUUAAUCAUCUUGACCUCUUUUUAUUGUCCAGUGAAGUUCUGUUUUUUAGGGUUUGGCUGGGUUUUUAUUUAUAUCAGAACAUUAAAACAUAUUAAUCUUA